This is a messenger RNA of Ananas comosus (pineapple), 1163 nucleotides long. RefSeq lists its product as uncharacterized. Bases 385 to 960 code for a protein of 191 amino acids. The transcript has 8 exons. The record is from RefSeq and is a predicted model, not a curated record. NCBI's taxonomy places the organism in Eukaryota, Viridiplantae, Streptophyta, Magnoliopsida, Poales, Bromeliaceae.
AAGUAUGGCAUUGUCAUUUGUUAAAUCCUUUAAGUAAGGAUUAGAUCAUACUCACAUUAUGUCUUUCUAUUCCAUUUCCUUUCAACCAUCCAGCUCUCUAUGCGAAAAUGUUCUUUGUUUUCCCUUCUGGCAUUUUUUCGUUACCCUAAUAUAACUAUCCUUUGUUGAUCAAGGAGGUGCAACUAGUCCAAGACCUUCUCUAAGGCCCCUAAAAUUGGAUGACUUUAUCCAAGCAAAAGCCAAGCUUCUCCACGGAGGAAACCACUUUCUCCUCCACGGAGGCGAUCUCCUCCUCCAAUCCGCAGGGGGGCUGAUUCACCGAGGCGUCGACCAAAGUCUCUCUAUGCUUUUGUUAUAGAGAGAAGUUGUUUAGAGGAUUUAAAUAUGCACAACUCAAAUGGCAGUUCAAUAAGCUACAACCACACUAAUGGAUGGAAAAGUCUUUCCGUGGCAUGUGUGCUCGUUUGUGUAGAGAUGCGCAUCAAAAACAGUUGUUGCGGUUUCAAAGACUUUUACAACAGCAGAAACAAUAUUGAAUGCUCGAACUCUGAGGCAGUGGAUUACAGCUUCUCUUGGGCCUCAAGCAGUUGCAAAACAUAUGGUGGCUGUCAACACAAAUCUAACGGUUUCGUUCCUCCCGAGCCGCCGAAGAGAUCUCCGACGAUCGCCGCCGGAGAGAUCUCCGGCGAUCACCACGGGAAUCGGAGAGGACGGGAGCCGCCGCGGAGCUUCAACGGCUGGUGCGAGCAGCGACCGACGCAGGCGCACCCACUCCCCCACCACGCGUCCAUCUCCUCGCCACUCUCUGCCACCGCACACCACGAGCACGGCGGCGGCGGCGGCAUCGGUGUCUGCGUCGCCGGUCCGCGUUGGGCUCGGCUUCGGGUUCAAGCAUUAGCUCCUCGGGGUCCUUGGAUGAUACCCCCAAUCUCGGGAUCUAUAGAUACAAGCCUGAUGUAAUUAAAGGAGAUAUGGAUUCAAUAAAAGACGAUGUGAAGGAGUUCUAUUCUAAUUUGGUAAGGAUGAGUGGUGCAAUUUCUACGUAGUAUUAGUAUUCAACAAUUCUUUAUUUUGGAUCUGGACUAUAUAAUCAAAUGUACUUAUUUUAGAUUGAAUCAUUUAGUUUGAAUUUGAAAACUAUUUGUCAUGUACUUAAAAAAUUG